Molecule: messenger RNA, 2427 nt
Organism: Pocillopora meandrina
Lineage: Eukaryota; Metazoa; Cnidaria; Anthozoa; Scleractinia; Pocilloporidae
Source: the annotation of a GenBank genome assembly
AUUUAACAUUCAAAAUGGCGGACGAAAAUACUAAGAAAAUGCACGAGAACGGCGCUUCUCAAAACAUGAAAGCGGGUGAUGUUUUUGCAGGAGCUUUGUUGUUGACUGGUGUAACUUUUGCGUCGAUGGCUAGUGGUUUUGGAUAUGCUAUCGGACAAGCGCGAAGGAGAAGUCCAAGCUCUUUUGACCAACGUCAACAAGAAGGGGCGAAACUAGCCAUGAGAGCUCUCGGAUGGGGCACUGUCCUUGCCGUCAGUGGGGUCGGUCUUCUAAUAUUUGGAGUGAAGACUGCUCUUGGUGUUAAGGAUGUAAGAAUACGUAACACUUCUACGUUUUUUGUUUGUUUGUGUGUGUGUUUGUUUGUUUGUUGUUUUUUUUUUGUGGUGUGCGCUGUCCUUAGUGUUUAGUCAUGAUAUAAGUUAUUUUCUCAGUUUAGCUUUUCCUAACUUGGAGUUAUCGUUUCGUGUCAUGUUUUAUUGUUUCUUAAUUUCGGUCAGGUGCAGUGAGGCUGCAGGUAUAUGAGGAAUGACUCUCCUCGUGACUCACUAGAGAAAAUCACUCUAGUCUACAACUUAUCAUCACACCUGCACGUGAUUUUUGUAUUCAACAAUGUGCAGUGGUAGCAGGGUUACUAAAUUUUACUCAGUAGACUGAUAGAUUUUACUAAAUAGACUGAAAGGAAAAUUAAUUGAUCUUGAAUAUAAAAAGUUUAUCCUUCUAAAAUAUUGAUAGCUAGUUUUCAAGAUUUAGUAGGAUUUUUUGUCAACCUUAUAGUCUAGAAUUAAGAGAAAAAUUUCUGCCUGACCUCUCACAGGCAUUAAUCUAUUGGGGUUGUGUAUUUGGUCAUCCAUGAUUGGUUGAGGGCAGGGAAUUAAAUAAAUAUUUACCAUGGCCCUACAUGGAUAAAAAAAACCGUUGAUGUUCAAUUAUUAGCUUGGUGUUUAUUGUGGUUGGAACCCCUUUUUGUCUCUUGGUGAAUUCCAACCAUCAUUUCCUGUAAAGUUCACCAUUGCACUUCAAUUUCAUAAAGGCAAUACUGGGAAGGGUGGUUCCAAAGGAGCAUGUAAUCCACCUCUUUGUCAAGAAAAAUUGAUGAUAGCUCAUAUACAUGUGACAUCUUUGCUAAAAAGUCACCCCUACUCCUUGUUUCCACCACAUUAUCCCCAAAUUUUUGCUAAAUUUCAUGUGGAUAUUGUUUGAUUUCUGACCCUUUUCUUCACAAGGAGAAAAAGAAACAAUAAUGACGAGGGUUCUCAUGAUUUCAGUGUUUUGAGAACUGAUACUUUCAAAAUAAACUUCACCAGCCCAGUACACCUUGAAAGGGAAACUUAGGUGAGGUGGUAAUUGGGUAAUCCCACUUGAAUACGAAUAAGGCUUAUUACAAUUCUAGUGAAACCACCUAGCAUACCCGUAGUGCCAGUGAGAUACUGGUGCAAAUCUUUCCUCUGCUAAAAAAUCCCCCCAGCAUCUUGUAAAAGAAUAUUUCUCAAACUUUAAUUCGAUUUGUUUUAUAGGCGAAAGAAUUUGGUCUCAAAAUGAAGAGUAUUUUUCCCACAAAGGAUGGAAAGUUGGUUUCAUACUUUGAGCCCUGGAGAAUUCCUAGAAACAAGGGUAAAGGGAACAGCGAGGAGUGGUGGUCUUCAGAGACUCAAAACACCACAAAAGAGAGAAGAUAAUUAUGGUUGCUGUACAUUCUGAAAUUAACAACAAACUCCCUCAGGAUGACAUACUGGCAUAGCAACUUUGCUACAUGUGUAAAAGAAAGCACAACAAAAAGUGACUUCAGAAGAAACCAAAUAACAUUGAAACAAUGGCCAAGAAGACAUCAAAAAGAAAUUUUGUCUAUAAAACAAUUGACACUCUGGUCAGGGUUAACAUGGUGAAGUCUUUCUGGCCUAAUUAGCAUCUUGUUUUCCCAUAAUGAAGGAACUUGGGAGCAUUACUGCUUCUUUUAAGCUGAGAUGCUACUUUACUGAUAAGCUGAGCUACUAUCCAUCAUCUUAACCCCCACUCCAUUUAUUCUCUGGUUCAAAGAAGCAAUGUGUAUGCAUUUAGAGAGUCAUGUCCAAAGAUCUUGAGACCACACUUAAGACCAGGCUCUUGACACCUUUCAACCUAUUGUUUUGACUGCUGGGUCACCCCUAGUACCUGUCAAUAAUUUUCUGGCUUGAAAUAUAGGACAAUAAUGACUCCCUGGCAACAAGUGUCAAUUGAAUAUGAAUGUUCAAAACUUGUGAUCAGUACCGCACAAUAAAUACCGUGUUUGGAGAUUUAUUUAUAUGAUCUGUGAACAGAGCCUCAUACUCUAUAAAAAUGAUGAACAUAAGCAAGUCAUGAAAAGAUGGCAUUGUUUCAUGGAUUGUUUCCACUUCCCAAGCUGUGUUGUUUCUAGCAAAAUGACUCAAAUAUCUCCAUAUCCAAAUGGUG